GAAUAUAUUUUUUUUGUGAGGAUAUAAAUUUUUUAAUUAAAAUUUAAUUGAUAAUAAAAAUUUAAGGAAAUUUUUCAAACGAUGGGAGAUCAACAUUGGAUGUAUCAUCGUUUAGAUGAUAAUGACUGUUUUGUUGAUGAAUUCAAAUUUGGCGUGGAGUAUUUCCUAGAUUUUGCAUUUUCCCAGUCCAAUCCAAAAUUUUGUAGUAGAAAUCGCAUUAGGUGUCCAUGCAGGAAAUGUAUGAAUGGUGAAUGGCAUCGUCGUGUUACUGUUCAGUGUCAUUUGAUAGAUAAAGGUUUUAUGAAUAGGUACGUAGUUUGGCUUGCACAUGGAGAGCAAUUAGUGAGAAACCGACAUCAGUGGGGGGAAUCCUCGAGGGCAACUCCUUUUGUGAUGGAAGAACCAGGUAAUGAUCCAAUUAGGGAAAUGGUUAUGGAUGCAAUAAGUUCACAUGGUAUAGAAUAUAAUAUGAAUGAUCAGGCCAGUGAUCAGCCAAUCUUUGAGGAGGCAAUAGGAGAUGUAAAGGAAUUUUUUGAUCUUUUGCAAGCUGCUAAUACACCACUUUAUGAAGGAUGUGAUGAGGGUGAUACAGUACUUAAAUGGGUGUCUCAUUUUAUGAAUGCAAAGACACUUUAUAAUAUGAGUGUGGCUAAUUGGGAUUAUGUGUUAAAGUGCAAUAGAAGAUGGAUUAAGCCAGAGGAUCGAGAUAGGAUUUCAAAAGAUUUUUACAGUGCUAAAAAGAUAAUGAGGCGCUUUAGUCUAAGUUAUAAGAAGUAUGAUGUUUGUGUAAAUAACUGCUUCUUGUAUUAUGGUGAAUAUGAAGACAAAAACUACAUCACAUGUCUAGUAUGCGGUGAACCUCGUUAUAAGGAGGCACAUGUGCAGCAAAAUCAAUAUAUACCAAGGAAGUCAUUGUGGUACCUCCCGAUUACACCUAGACUGAAAAGGUUGUAUAUGUGUAGAAAAACUGCUGAGCGCAUGACAUGGCACCUUACUUGUAGUGGUGAAUCUAAAAAGAUUGUGCAUCCUACCGGUGCAGAGGCAUGGAAACACUUUGAUCGCACCUACCCUGACUUUGCAUCCGAUCCAAGGAAUGUAAGGCUUGGAUUGUGCACAGAUGGGUUCACUCCAUUUGGACAUACAGCAACCCCGUACUCAUGUUGGCCUGUAUUUUUUACUGUUUACAACCUACCUCCAGCAAUGUGUAUGAAACCGAAAUCCAUCUUUCUUUCUCUAAUCAUACAAGGGCCUCAAAGUCCAAGAAAAAACAUUGAUGUCAUGCUCCGCCCAUUGAUUGAUGAAUUAAAGGAACUUUGGUAUAAUGAGGUCCAAACAUAUGAUAGAUUUAGGCAUCAGCAUUUCAUUAUGAGAGCAGCACUUAUGUGGACAAUUACUGGCUUCCCUGCAUAUGGCAUGUUAUCUGGAUGGAGCACACAUGGUAGAUUAUCAUGUCCGUAUUGUCAAGAAAAUUUUAAGGCAUUUCACCUCCCAAAUGGUCGGAAGAUAUCAUUUUUUGAUUGUCAUCGACAGUUUUUACCCCUUGAUCAUCCAUUCAGAAAAAAUAGGAAUGAUUUUAGAAAAGGCCAUGUAGAGAAUGAUGCUCCACCAGAGAGAUUGUUGGGUGAUGAUAUGUUCCGACAAAUUCAGCAGUUGCUCGAUAUACUAUUUGGGAAGCCAUCCCAAAGGCAGUGUGUGAAUAUGCAAGAGGCGAAAGUUAACAGGAUGAAGAGUCAUGAUUGUCAUAUAUUCAUGCAAAGUCUCCUUCCAAUUGCAUUCCGUGACUUUCUCCCAAAACAAGUUUGGGAAGCACUUACAGAGAUCAGUGAGUUUUUCAGAACCUUAUGUUCUCCAGCCAUUCGUGUUAUAGAUAUGGAGAUUUGGCAUACAAAGAUUAUAGAAACAAUAUGCCAACUUGAAAGAAUUUUCCCUCCUCCUUUUUUUGAUUCAAUGGAGCAUCUAGCAAUUCACCUUCCAUAUGAAGCCAUGGUGGGGGGACCAGUGCAAUUCCGUUGGAUGUAUCCAUUUGAGAGACGAAUGCAUGGAUUGAAGGGUUCGAUGAAAAAUAAAGCUCGUCCUGAAGGAUCAAUAUGCGAGAAUUACAUGAGUGAGAUUUUAUACUUUAUCUCACUUUAUUUUGAAGGAGAAGUUGAGACAAGAAGUGAUCGCAUACCUAGAAAUCUUGUUGGCCUAGGUCUUUCUGUUAACAUUGGCCUUUCAAUAUUCAAUAAUCUUGGAAAACCAAUUGGUUCUUUACAACAACAGCGAGUGUUGACAAUGGAGGAGCGUAAUAAUGCAAUGUAUUAUGUUCUAAUGAAUUGUGCAGAAUUGAAAGGAUGGAUUGAGUGAGUGCAUUUCCUUAAUCCUUAUCCUUAACGACCUUUUGAGUAUGAAAUGAAUUGUUUUAAUUUAC
This is a messenger RNA of Rubroshorea leprosula, 2410 nucleotides long. The record is from the annotation of a GenBank genome assembly. Lineage: Eukaryota; Viridiplantae; Streptophyta; Magnoliopsida; Malvales; Dipterocarpaceae.